Candidula unifasciata is the source of this 2247-nucleotide messenger RNA. NCBI's taxonomy places the organism in Eukaryota, Metazoa, Mollusca, Gastropoda, Stylommatophora, Geomitridae. The record is from the annotation of a GenBank genome assembly.
UUAUCAGGGGAGAAAUCAAAUCUCAAAGGAUUGCUGCGCUACCAGUUCAUUCGGUUUGCAAAUGCUCAAACCCGACUUUAUGUUUUUUUCUAUGCCACAGUCAACUCUGAAAACAUUAAGGACUCUCCCGAUGGAUUCUGGCUCAGUAUCGAGGAAAUGAAAAGCUCUUUAGAGCCGGAUUCCAGCCUUCACCUUCUUGGCCUUGACCCAAUCAAACUCGCCCAGCAAGUCCUGGACUGCAAAGGAAAUUCUGUGCCAGCAACAACCAUGGGAGAGCUGUCCGCUGACAUCUACGACAUCGCAGCAGAAAACACACAGAUGUCAGCUCAUGAGGCCCUGGUCAAGUCAGCAAAAUUGGGCAAGAAAGAACAAGAGAUGCUGUUUCAAGAAUGUAUUGAGCAGUGCCAUCCCAGCCAGUACAUGAACUUCACAACAUUCUCCCACUACAUGACCAGCCUCAAGGGAGCUCGGCAGGACACGGUUGAGGCUCUUUUCAGGGCAUUUGACGCACACAAACGACACAUGCUAACAAGCAAGGAUGUCCUGCAUGGCCUUGCAGCACUGGAGCCUUGUACACAACAUGGAGGUCUGCCCGCUGAGAUGAGGUGUCGCUACAUGUUCCGCUACUAUGAUGCAAACGGGGAUGGAUAUUUGAAUUUUGAUGAGUUUAAGGCAUUGGUCAAAGACAUUCGAGAUCAUAAAGGUCUGCCCAAUGAUGAAGUCUCCUUGAUGGAGGAAACGUUAAACAGUGCAAAGUUAUUUGGUGAAGAGGUCAAAGAUCAGCUGCCUAGCGCAGAUUUCCUGACAGCUGUAGGCUCGCUGAAGUUCCGAGGCACAUCCAUCUUGUUUCGGUUACCCCAGUCGUGUAUGACCAAUCUCCGCUUAGCUCGAGAAGGAGUCCCAUACAGCGACAGUGAUAGUGACAGUAAAGAGGAGCCACCCACAAAACGGUCCCGGCCAAAAUUGUUACAUUCCUUGAAACCGAAAGAGUCAAAACAAGACAAAGAAGACUCGUUGUUUAAACAGCCUGAAGGAAGAGCUCCAUCGUCGGUGACAUCCAAAGUGGCAAAGUAUGAUCUGGCAACACACACGGUCAGGGUGAAACGUACAGGGACACUGGCCGAGGUCAUGGCCUUGUGGGAUCUACAGGGUACAGCAGCUGUCAGUGGGAGCGCCAACAACCAUCUGGAGGGAGAUGUGUCCCGCUUCCAGAGACUUCAUUCUAUUGAUGCCUUCAAUGUGAGAUCCCACCCCAAUGAAAUGUUGACUGGUCUCCGCUACUUUGAGAGAGCAACAAAAGGGGAUAAUGGAGUUGGUCCCAAGCCUGCCUUUGAUUGGGGCCAGGUGGACAGAAAUGCCUUGGCAAAAUGCCUGCUGACUGUAUGUAGACAAGUCAAGGAAGUUUUGGCUGGGGAGCCGAGAUUGCUGAAGCUGAGAUCGCCCUGUUACAUUCUGGGUGACAUUCAUGGAAACUACUGUGACCUGGUCACCUUUGAGAAGGCCUUGUGGAGGAUGGGUCCAAACCUGACCCCGGCCUCUUUCUUGUUUCUUGGAGAUUAUGUUGAUCGUGGGGACUAUGGCAUUGAGGUGGUUUCCUACCUGUUUGCUCAAAAGCUGCUGGCACCACAUAAAUUCUUUAUGUUGAGGGGCAACCAUGAACUGAGGAGUGUGCAGGAGAUGUUUCAUUUCAAAUCCGAGUGCCUGGAGAAGUUUGGGGACACAGUGGGAAUGCAGAUCUGGGAUGCUGUCAACGAGUGCUUUGAUGUCAUGCCCAUAGCAGCAACAGUGGAUGAUAAAGUGUUCUGUGUCCACGGUGGGAUCCCCAGCCCAGAGAACGAGGGAGGAAACAUCGAAGCCAUCAACAGAAUCCCAUCUCCGCUGUCAGACCCAGAGUUAGAGAGCCCUCUGGCAUGGGAGCUUUUGUGGAGUGAUCCACUGAGCAGCUCAGACAAACUGACAGAUGCCACAAUCCAAGAACUGCAAGAAAACCACGGAUUUACAUUCAACACCAGAAGAGGAACCGCCCACUUCUUCAGCUGUGAGGCCUUAUGUGCCUUCCUGGAGAGAAACGGCUUGUCCCACGUAAUCAGGGCUCAUGAGGUCCAGGAGACGGGCUUCAAGGUACAGCAGCAAGGGAAGCUACUCACUGUGUUCUCUUCAUCCCGUUACUGUGGGGGUUCCAACGAAGCCGCCUGUGUUCUUGCAGACAACUACAAGCUCCGGCUGAUCCGUAUCGACACCGCAUAG